Gryllus bimaculatus (two-spotted cricket) is the source of this 159-nucleotide messenger RNA. Lineage: Eukaryota; Metazoa; Arthropoda; Insecta; Orthoptera; Gryllidae. The record is from the annotation of a GenBank genome assembly.
AAUCGCAAUGAAUGGGAGUUUGGUUGGGCGUAUGGUGUUGGUUGGGGAGCUGCCAUUUUCUUGUUUGGUGGUGUAAUUCUCUUGUUGUGUGACAAGGAAUCUGAAGAAAUUUACUUUAAAGAGCGCAAGAUCGUGCACGACUCAGAUUCGCGAGCCUAG